This is a messenger RNA of Gossypium raimondii (Peruvian cotton), 3950 nucleotides long. RefSeq lists its product as uncharacterized. Bases 555 to 3782 code for a protein of 1075 amino acids. The transcript is spliced from 4 exons. The record is from RefSeq and is a predicted model, not a curated record. NCBI's taxonomy places the organism in Eukaryota, Viridiplantae, Streptophyta, Magnoliopsida, Malvales, Malvaceae.
UGUGAAGAUUUCUUAUCCCCAAUCUCUCUCUAACACCACCCCAAAGCAUUCAACUUUUCAAUUAUUUUCUUUUUUCCUUUUCUCUCUCUAGAAUCCAAAUAUAAAAAUUAUAACUUCAACAACAUUCUUCUUUUUCUUUAAGAGAGAGAGAGUGGCCCAGUUGAUUGAAAUCUUCAUCUCUUCUCUUUUCUUUUUUCUUUCAAUAUGAUGAUGAUCUAACUUCCUUUGAUGUUUUUACAGAACACCCACUUUUUUUUUUUCAGCUCAAGUUUAUUACUGUAAUUUUUUUUUUGGGUUGUUGGAAAAGCUUUAAUCUUUUGUUGAUACUCUGGGAAGUUUGGGAGCUUUGGAAUUAUGUAUGACGGGGAAAUAUAGCAGCUAAAUCCAUGGGAGAAUCUUGAAGGUGAUGUGAUUAGAGGAUGUGGGUCUGAGGGACUGCUAUUGCAGCAUGCAUCAUUUGAAAGUGGGGAUAAGCUCAAUGAGGGUGUUUAUUUUCCUUAAUAGUACGAUUCAUCCUAUGUCAAAUUAAUUAGACUUGUUUAUUGAUUUCAGGAAUGGGAACAAAAGUUCAGUCGAAAAGCUAUUUGCCAGGAUUUUACUCAAUGAGGGAUUUCAACGAGGACUCUAAUGGUUGUAGCUGGCCACUUUAUUAUGGGGAUAAAACCUUGACAAACGGUCAGUACUACAAUAGCUUUUUCCCGAGGGCCAUUGCAGAUGUGUAUCCUGAGUAUGAUAAGGACCGAUUGAAGAGAACAAUGCUUGAGCACGAGGCUAUAUUUCAUAAUCAGGUUUCCGAGCUUCAUCGCCUGUACAGAAUACAAAGGGACUUGAUGGAUGAAGUGAAAAAGAAAGAAUUACAAAAAGAUCAGGUUCCUACUGGACCAUCAUUAUCAUCAAGCUUGUUAGCGUCGCAAAUUACAAGUGAAGUUGCUCACAAAUGUCAUAUCCCCAACUCCCCCGUGGCAAAUUCUGUUUGUGGUAGACCAUCUAUUUCUGGAGUUGAAGAUGCUCAUUCUCGCCUUAGUUCCGUGAAGGGAAGCAGCAUCCAAGCUGGUCCCUUUUUGUCCCAAAAUGGAGUUAAUUUAAAGGAUGUUGAGGUGCUAGAGUGCAGGCCUACAAAAGUGAGAAGGAAAAUGUUUGAUCUUCAACUUCCGGCAGAUACAUACAUUGAUAUUGAAGAAGCGGAAGAGUUUCGGAAUGACAUAGCAUCCGGCUUUUCAACUUAUCUUCCAAAUGGAAAUGGGAAAAUUGAGCCAGAGAGUGGUGGGAAGCCAUUUCGUAAUGGUGUUGGAAAGACUAGUUGCCACGGAGAUGGAUCAAAAUCUGAUGCAUGUUCGAAGGGCAAAAGUUGUUUGGCUGACUUGAAUGAGCCAGUUGAGAUUGAAGAAACCAAUGGUUCUGCACAUUCUCACUUUGUACGCCAUGAUCGCUAUCAUAGAGGUCAUGAACUGUCAGCAAAACCAAAGCCAGAACUUCUUGGUUUCCCAAAAGACAUUUCUGUGAAUUUUCAUCGCCAAAGUGAUAAUCGGUCCAUAACUAAUUUGCAUGUUGAAAACAAUGAGAAUGCUAGAGGAAUCUUUUCCCAUGUGCUUGAAGCUGGGCACAGUAAAGGCAACUCAACGUCUAUUUCACAAAGUUUUCAGCCACAGAAGUUGCCUGUACCGUACCAGCAAGUACAGGUUCUUUUCGAGAAAGCUCAUGAUCCACCAACGUUUUCACUAACUGACCGAAGCAAGGCGGAUUUCUCAAGAGACAGAAUGCUUCAAAGUUUUGAAGUUUCGGGAAGAAACCAUGAAAUCUCCAAUAACAGCUAUCCAGAGUCAAACAUGAUUUCUAAGGUUAGUUUGAAUCUGUUUGCUUCUUCUGAUACGGUAAAUCCAUGGUCUCAUUCGAUUUCUUCUUUGGAAAAGCCUUCGAGCAGCUUGAACCAGAAGUCAUUGUCAGUUCAGACUCACCCAUCUUUGAAUUCAUAUGGUCCUUAUGGUAAGAGUUCUGGCAUAUCACCCCAUAGCAAUGAGAGUUUCAGCAAGAAAAGGCAAGAAAGUAGCAAUUCUAAACUUAACCCUGCUUUUGGAAGUGAAUUUUCCUAUCGGAACGGUUUUCAUUAUGGAUCCUCGUCGGGGUCCAAGGAACUUGGAGUUCAGCUCCUUUCUACCAGUUAUGGUAGUAAUGUUGGUAAGGUGGUCUCUGAGCAAUUCCCUACUCAUGGUUCGACUAUGCCUUACAACUGCUCGAACGGUGUUGAUAUGAAGUCUGCUAUCGAUGUGAAUUUGAAUGUGGUGCUUUCAAACAAUUCAUCUAACAUGCCAGUUACGCAACGAGGUCCUCAAAUAGAUUUACAAAGAAAGCAUGAAGACCAUCUACCAGGGCUGCCAUGGCUAAGGGCCAAGGCUGCUUGUAAGAAUGAGGCGAUAAGUGCAAGGAGGGACUUGAACUUGAACGUUGGAGAGUCAAUCUUCUUUCAAUCUUCUUCGAAGAAAUCGACCAAUAAAAAUGAGACUGGAAAUGGUUUCAGUCAAAUUUUUCCACAGAAUGUGAAGUCAAUUUCAUCCUCCAACAAUGCCGAUGCCAACAGGAGUGAAAUAAGUGAAUGUCUGCAUGAUAAAAGGAUUUUAGGGGUUCCCAUUUUUGAAAAACAUUAUGUUUCUGAGAACGAGUCUUCUUUUACCUCCCCAUAUGUAUCUGGUUCUCAACCAUCUGAAGGUGAAGCAGAAAAUAAGGGGAGAAAUAUGUUACUUGAUAUUAACUUACCUUGUGAUGUGUCUCUUGAUGCGAGCCAAGACAAUGUUGCAGAGAAUUCGGCCAUAGAGAAGGAAGCAGAUAUGAAGAUAUCAAGUUUCGGACAUCAAAUUGACUUGAACUCGUGUGCUGUUGAGGAUGAAGCUUCUUUUAUACUGAAUGUUCCAAGCACUGGUAGGAAGAUGACUGGAGGAAUAGAUUUGGAAGCUCCACUCAUUCCCGAGCCUGAGGAUGUUAUUCAUGGAGAAGAAUUAUCAGAAAAGGCACAUGACUUACCUCUGGUAUCAGCAGAAAGCCGAGAUGAGUCCUUGCAGGAUGGACCUAUGAAGAGUGCAGCUGAGGCAAUAGUGGCCAUCUCAUCAUCCGGUCAUUGCAGUCAUUUGGAUGAUGUCAAUUGCAAUUCAUCUGAAACUUCUACAACAGACCCCCUUAACUGGUUCGCUGAGACAGUUUCCUCUUUCGGCAAGGACCUUGAUAGCAAGUUGGAGGCUAUUUCGAGAGAUAAAGAUGGGGGUCGAGAUGAAUCUUCUUUAGAAGAUAUUGAUUCCUUUGAAUCAAUGGUUUUGAGACUAGCAGAAACCAAGGAAGAGGAUUACAUGCCGGAGCCUCUAGUUCCCGAAAACUUUAAAGUGGAAGAAACAGGAAGUACCUCAUUGUUAACAAUACGAACACGAAAGGGCCAAGGAAGGCGAGGAAGGCAGCGGAGGGACUUCCAAAAGGACAUCCUUCCAGGUCUUGCUUCUCUAUCAAGGCACGAGGUCACACAAGAUCUUCAAACAUUUGGAGGGCUUAUGAGAGCAACAGGUCAUUCAUGGAAUUCUGGAUUGACGAGAAGAAAUUGUGGUAGGGGGAGGCGACGUUCGAUAACUACCUCCCCUCCUGCUUCAGCAGCAGCCACAAGUCGCACACCAUUAAUGCAGCAGCUUAAUAACGCCGAAUUGGGGCUCGACGAUGGAAGCCUUACUGGAUGGGGGAAGACAACUAGACGUCCUCGCAGGCAAAGAUGUCCCGCAGGUAACCUACCAUCUCUUGCAUUAACCUAAUUACGAGGAUACCAUAGAGAGAACUAGGUCAAUCAUUGUUUCUUCAUCACAUUUGGGAAGAGGUUAUUGUGAUUCUCGGAUUUCCUUUGUACAUAUCUUAGCCUGAAAUCUGGCUGCACUUGAUUGUCUGUCUUUUGAGUGGUUAUAAACAACUUGCAUUAUUCAUAA